Molecule: messenger RNA, 959 nt
Organism: Pomacea canaliculata
Lineage: Eukaryota; Metazoa; Mollusca; Gastropoda; Architaenioglossa; Ampullariidae
Product: protein enabled homolog
Exons: 4
Coding region: 300-674 (124 amino acids)
Cellular component (GO): membrane
Source: RefSeq, a predicted model, not a curated record
GAAUGACGUAUCUUGUCCGCAGACAUGUUUCUAGAAGCAUGAGCGACAAGAGGUGGGAAUGGAGGUGAGCACGUCGACUGAGUUUGUUGCCGUUGCUUGAUGUUUUGAUAAACGAUGGUUGAGAUGAUGGUUGCAUCAUAACUCGACAGGACUAGCAGCGCAAGGUUCACACAAUCGGCCUUGAGGUCUCUUCAAAAGCUGACUAGAGUGGUCCCUGUUGCACAGAUUUGGAUGCUCCUUAUCCCGUUUAAUAGGCAGUGCAGCCAAACUGUGCAACAUACUCUCCAGGAGUGACCACAAUGAGUUCUCCACCACCACCACCGCCACCACCACCAUCACCACCACCAACAUCAUCACCACCACCACUACCACCACCACCACCAUACGUCUAUAACGUGGCGAAUACGUCAUCCGCAGGUUAUAACUCGAAUAAUCCAGAGACGUGGCAGGAACCUGCCGAUGACUACUUGUGCUUAGCGAUCUUCAGCUGUAUCUUCUUAAACCUAAUUCUUGGUAUAAUUGCCAUCGUAUUUUCCUAUAAGACACGAAAGGCCAAUCAAAGAGAAGAUUACGAAACUGCUAAUAAAAACAGCAAAACGACAUUAUACGUCAUUAUAGCUGCAGCCAUUGUUGGCGUCAUCACCGCAAUUCUUUCCCUUGUCUUAGGUGUGUAACUUCAGUAAAUACUGGGCGUGGCAGCAACACAUUUUCAGCCGCAAAGACGACUGUUAUGUACAGUGUGUUCUAGAGUGAGAAGAUGUUGCUAAAUUUAUAAUUUCAUGUAUUUUUUACAUGUAGCUAUAUAGUAGUGUAUUCACUGUAUUCUGCCGCAAACACGAUGUUUAUUUAUGUAGUCUUUAUCGUCACUGAAGCAGUUAACAAACUUUCCGAGUAUUCAAGAACUGGUGUAUUGAACUGCAAAAAUAAAAGUAAAGACUGAGAAGAUUAUUAAAUCCCAA